AUGCUGGCCUCUGGCAAGGCGAAUGGUCGUCACUUCUGCGGGGCUCACUUGCGCACACCGUCAGGCCGGGGCGGGCUGAUUGUUGGUACUUUCGAUUUCACGACACUCCUCGCCACGUCGGUUGUCGUCGUCCCUCUUCACUCUAGGAGGGAGGGGGGCAGAGCAGGGAGAAACGGGCCGCCUGAAGGGAGGGUGGGGGUGAAGGAGGCAAUGUCCUUUAAGUCAUCUCCUCUUGACGAGAUGGUGGGGAUCCGGUUCCCCAUUUCAACGCGUGGUCGGCUCGUCAAAGCGCCUGAGUCUGUGGAUGUGUUGGACGCAAAUCCACGAAAUGACUCUUCGUUUGUGAGUAGGCGUUCGAGACUACCAGACGUAUUUACCCUAUUUUGUUGA
Messenger RNA from Protopolystoma xenopodis, 390 nucleotides. The record is from the annotation of a GenBank genome assembly. Lineage: Eukaryota; Metazoa; Platyhelminthes; Monogenea; Polystomatidea; Polystomatidae.